Trypanosoma rangeli is the source of this 1512-nucleotide messenger RNA. RefSeq lists its product as uncharacterized. The coding region runs from base 1 to 1512 and encodes 503 amino acids. The transcript has a single exon. Lineage: Eukaryota; Euglenozoa; Kinetoplastea; Trypanosomatida; Trypanosomatidae. The record is from RefSeq and is a predicted model, not a curated record.
AUGCCGAUACAGCAGGAUGCGGCCAGUGGCGAUUGUAGUGCUCUUGUACGGGCGGCGGAGAAGCGCAUUCCAUGUGAGAUUUGCUCUCAUUUCACUGGUAUGGCAAGUUACCGCCAGCUUAGGGAUGACAAGGAGCAGACCUUGACGUCUGUUUUGCGUCCAUAUAAACGGUUCAGGGACCCCACGUGUGCAAGGGAUGUUCGCAUAGAGAGCUGCUCAUGCUGUGUGCUAUCGUGUGUAGCAUGUCAAGUACUAAAAGGGUACUGCGUGCUUUGGGCUGAGUCUUUGGUGAAGGUGGCAAUAUACGACACAUUCGCGUCACAUGAAGCGGGACGAAGAAGGUCACAUGAAAAGAUCACAACGACAAUGGGAGUGUGUGAGCAGCAUCUACUUACAUUCCGUACCCUUCAUAUUGUUGACCGGGCGGCAUACAAGCAACCGGUGCAGCACUCAUUUGCUUUGCAGUCUGUUUGCCAACCGGGAAGAGUAAUACAGCUGGAGUGUUACCCCUAUCACAUGGUGCACUUUGGACUACUGAUGUAUGUCCUCUGGCAAAGCCCUGAUGAGGCUUUUAUGGCCAGAGGAAGCAAGCCACGUCAUCUGAAGAAGACCACGAUAUUUGAAGCAGAGGCUUGCAUCACGGGGAAUACUACGAAAUCAUCACCAUCACCAUCGUUUAAGUUCCCAUUUUUGACGUCAACUGAAGACGCAUCGGUGCUUAUUCUCGGUCUUGGCGGGAAUGUGAUUGGAAACUGCUUAGAUGCUGCCCUUCCGGUUGAUGUGCCUAUUGACGUUGUGGAGGUGGAACCAGCCGUGCUGGAAACCUGUCAGCGGCAGGGUCAGGUGCCACCAUGUUCUGAGAUUCAUCCUAAGACGACAGAUGAGACAGCAUGUGUGUGGGUUGCUUCACGCGGGAGGCAGCAGCAGCCAAACUAUCGCUUCAUUAUUGGGGAUGUCCGUGAGGUCCUGCAGGAGGACAGCCAAAAAACGACUGACAUCAAGAACCCGCUUCAUGAGCGUCGCUACGGUCUUGUCUUUUUGGAUUGCUACGACCCCGAGAAAGAGCGCAUGAUGCAUGAUGGCAGUCUCAUCGAUUUGUGCCGUUCUCGUCUCCGCCCAGGCGGUGCGCUGAUUGUAAAUGCGCACAUUCUACCGAUACGAGAGAGGCUAGAAGAGCAGUUUCUGGCCCGUGGAUUUGACUCCGUACAGGCAUUGCGUGUCGCAGGGUGUGACCAAAGCAUUGUAGUUUGUUUGGCCAGGGACAAGACGUCCUCGGGUCGUUGUAACGAAGGAGGUCCCCAGCAACAAAAACAGCAGCUUGCACGGCUGGAUCGGUUUUGUGUCAGGCAUGCCCGUCAGUUGACGUGGUUCAUUCAAAAUCCUUUGAGAGCAGACCUCGGCAUGCAGGGUUUAUUUCGCAGUGAUUUUUCUCUUGAUGCAGACUGGUUGAAGUCAUCACGGUCUCUAGAAGGGGUUUCAUGCCACACACGUGUGUGGGAGCAUUACGAUUAA